Molecule: messenger RNA, 1127 nt
Organism: Lotus japonicus
Lineage: Eukaryota; Viridiplantae; Streptophyta; Magnoliopsida; Fabales; Fabaceae
Product: aldehyde dehydrogenase family 7 member A1-like
Exons: 7
Coding region: 532-918 (128 amino acids)
Molecular function (GO): aldehyde dehydrogenase (NAD+) activity
Source: RefSeq, a predicted model, not a curated record
UAAUAAUAAUAUAUAUAAAAGCAAAGUUUUGCAGCCUUGGGGGCAAAAAGGUCCUUCAGCAAUUUAUUCCAAUAUCUAUAAGAGUUGGGUAUGGGUAUUUUUGUAAAAAAGUCAUUUUAUUUCACUCAGGUUUAAUCUCAGCUCCGUUUGGAAGAUGGCUGAGGUUUGGCACCGGACAUUGUUCCUUAAAUGGUGGCUGCUGGCUGGGUGCUCAUACUCGAUUUGGGUUUUCCUGCAAAUUUUCAGAUUUGGUGCACCUAUGCUCUGGGAUUAUGGGGUUCCAGUUUGUGCAUUGGUGUCGUUCUUCUACGUUGUUCUUGAUUGUGCAUAAGAGGGGAAGGUAAGCAACACAUCAAGGAAAAUGACGCCCUUGCCGAGAACCGCGACAGGAUCAAUGAGCAAGCUGAUUCUCCACCUCUGGUGGCUUCUCUGCCUUCGAUACCAGCAUGGAUUCAGGGUGAAGAGGAGCACAGCGGUGUAUCCGACAAGUCGUCCUUUUCCUCCUCUGAUUCUCGCCAUUGAUGGGAACGUAUGAGAUCCAAACUUUACUUCUCCAGACUAUUGCUAUGGUUUCCGACGGAAGUAUGCAAGAUUAUACAGAGAGGUUGCAGGCUUGCAUUGAAGCAGCUAAGAUGUGCAUGGCAAUUCUGGCACCCAAAGGCCAAAAGAGGUGAGAUUGCAAGACAGAUUGGUGAGGCACUAAGGGCCAAAUUCGAUCUCGGGGAAGGCUGGUGUCUCUUGAGAUGCCUUCCAGAUGGAAUUAGGGAGGUGCAGGAAAUUAUUCAUAUGUGUGAUUAUGCGGUUGGGCUAAGCCGACAAUUGAAUGGAUCGAUUACACCAUCAGAAUGUAAUUUAUUUAUCUAUAUCCAUGAUCACUCCCUUUGCAAAGAUUGGUUAUGUGGUGAAUUCUGGUGCUGAAUUGCUGCUUCUCCUCAGUUUUCUAGAGCAAGAGUCAUCCAAUUUUGUAGCGCUGGGAGUUACCAUUGAUGAGAGUAAAUGGAUGAUGGCAUUGAAGGUAGUUUUUCGGAUUUGAUUCUCCGCACUUGAAUUCUCAACAAAAUCCAUAUAUAUGCUAUUUUAUUUUCAUGAUUCCAUGUUGUGCGUGUGUAAAUUAGCUUCUUGAAAUC